Lates calcarifer (barramundi perch) is the source of this 4171-nucleotide messenger RNA. It is a transcript of the gene fam167ab, whose product is annotated as family with sequence similarity 167 member Ab. Bases 299 to 928 code for a protein of 209 amino acids. The transcript is spliced from 3 exons. The record is from RefSeq and is a predicted model, not a curated record. NCBI's taxonomy places the organism in Eukaryota, Metazoa, Chordata, Actinopteri, Centropomidae.
CCUCCUCCGGUAGCUCUCUGCUCAAAAACAAGUGGACCGUGGAGCCGUAGAGCGGAUAAUAUCAGAGAGAGAGAGCGGUGGAGAUGGUCUGAACUGAUACAGUGUGGCUGAGGACAACUUGGACCGCCGCUGAGAGAUUCCUAUAUGUUCUUGAGAUCAUCUGCCUCUGAAAAACCAAUGGAUCCACUAAAAAUCCUUUAAAGACUGACGUUGCAGAGGCCACUAAUGAAGAGCAGACAUCUUUAUUUUUUUAUGCUGACACAUUUUUGAGGAACUUUUUCUACCCAGCAGAUAUACGAUGGAUGCGCCCUCGCCUCCUCACAUCACGGUGGACAGGGUUGGUGUCCCAGAGGAAGCAGAACGCGGGGAGGAUGUGGAUUUGCCUGCAGAUGACCAUCUCAUGACCUUGAAGGCCUUGACAGAGAAAUUAAGACUGGAGACCAGGAGACCUUCAUACCUGGAGUGGAAAGCCCGGCUGGAGGCGGAGAGCUUCAGAGAGUCAGGAACUGGAAAAAGCCAGAUUCAAGUGGAGCCUGAAGGGAAACUAGUCACACCUAAGGAGGCUGUAGUGAAAUCUGAUGUGAUUCAGUGCAAGCUGCCUUCAGGUGUGCUGAAAGGAUUUGGGAAUAUCGACGAGGCUCUCGGUUGGCUCAGGAGAGAACUGACCGACAUGCGCUUGCAAGACCAGCAGCUGGCAAGGCAGCUCAUGCGCCUCCGGAGCGACAUCAACAAGCUUAAGAUCGAGCAGACGUGCCACCUGCAUCGCCGGAUGCUCAACGACGCCACCUUUGGCCUCGAGGAGCGGGACGAGCUGUCGGACCUGCUGUGUGAAUGCCCGGUGACCCCGGGCCUGGGCCUCUCGGCCCCGCUGAGACUCAUCGGCGUCACAAAGAUGAACAUUAAUUCUCGCCGGUUCUCGCUCUGCUAGUGGCAGUGAUCGCACUUGAAGGAGAGAGUCCUGAAUACAAAACAGCUUGUCUAAUACUGCCUUUGCUCCAGUGCAACACACCAGGCGUGGUCAUAUAUUACAUAGUGGUGAAAUCCUUUGUGCGUUUGGGGCUCGACCACAUUAUUGUGAGGAUGAACCCUGUCUUACAGACCCUAUAAUAAAAGAGAGAGAUUUAGAUAAUGUAUAUUAUUUAGGAAGAAGAGUUUGAGAUUCAAUACAUAUACAGUAUAAUGUUUGUGCCACUAAACUUAACAUGGCAGCUAUAUACAGCAACCUCUCUGUCUUAAAACCACAGCAGAUUUUAGACCUUUAGGCCAUCGUGACUUGAAACACAAUACUUGCAGUUUUUAAACUAAAGUAAAGCAAUGUCAAGCUUAUUUUUAAACUUUAUCAGUUGAUCAUGAGAAUAUUGCUACCAGUUACUUUCUAUAUUUCCUUGCAUUUUGGUUAUUUUGAUCAAUAAACCAAGAUUUAUCAAGCACAGAUUAAAUAUUUAACCUUAUUUUAUACUGUAUUCAGACUUCAGUAUGAGACUUUCAGUGACAGCAAAGAAUCUUUUGUCUUAAUCUAAAUGUUUUGUGCUUUUAAAAAGAUGCCUUAAUGUUCAUACAAAUUGUACACUAUAUACCGAAUGCGUAUUUGAUUCAGCAAGUAGCAGUAUCAAUUUAGGGAGCGUUGUUAUAUGUAGAGUAUGAUGGAGAUGAUUUAUUCUUUGUAAUGGUUGUCAGAAUGUGAUAGCUACUGACCUCAUGAUGGCUUCUGGUCUGUUGCAGGAGUUUGCUUCUUUAAAGUAAAGAUGUCUUGCAAAGUCUUGAGCUCUUGGUUGGAGCUUCGCCUUUUUCUCUAAUAGUUGAACUCCAGCCAAGACAUAACCAUUUAAGAUGGCAUUAUCUGUUUGAAACACAAACAUGUUGUAGUUCCAUGGAGAAACAUUGAAUUAUAACUCAUUUAGAUCUCUGUGUGUGUACCCAGUGACAUGAUUAUGGGGCUCUUGAUUUAGUCCCUCUGGUUACAUUGGCAGUUACUGUAUAAUGGGAUAUAAUGUUUCUUUCAUAACAAGAAAUUGGGUUGGGAGGGGGGGGCUUGCAUUUGAAAUGUGGGCAUGUGAAAUUCCACUCAAAUACAGUCCCAAUGCACAGACCAUGCGCUGGGAAAAUGAGUUUCAGGCUUUGAGACGCCUCUCCUCGUGACCCACAGAUGCUAUAAUACAAUCUGAACAAAAUCACAGCUUUAAAGCUCUCACACACACCUCAACAUCUAAUUUGCUUGCAACAGUGGUACAGAUAGAGCAGAUUACCUCUUGCAUUAACCUCUGAAAUGAUGACAGUAACACCAAUGUGUGUUGCUGCUCAACAUUUCAUGAUCUGUUGUGCGUGUUCUGUAGCAACACAGUACUUGGCCAUUGUCUCAGUUUGCACUGUCCCCUGAGCAGUGAGGCACAAUGCCACCUGGCAAGAAAACAACUGCUAUGUGGACUUGAUCUUGUGUUAAUAAGCCUGUAAUCACAUGGAACAUAUUGUACCUUAAAACUGGUUUGGUAAAAUAUGAUACCCUAAGUGGAUCAUUGUUAGAGCUGGUUUGGUUUCACAAAUGUACUGGAAAUAAAUAAUCCAUUAAGAGAUUAGAUGUAUUACUUACUUAUUGCUUACUUUAGUUUGCUGUCAUCACAACAAAAUCCCACCAAUGGCUAUUAAUGCUUUCUUGUGGUAAGAGCUGUCACAGGGAAAUAAGCACACUAUCUAUUAAAGUGCUCACUGAAGCAUGGAAAGAUUUCAGCGAUCAUAUGCAGUAAAUGGCACUUAGAUAACAUGAACUGGGUAUCCCACCUCCUCUUACCCUCUGUCACUGCCCCCUGCACGAGGAGGCACGAGAGUUAGUGUAAACAGUUGGGGCCGGUCCCCGGGCUCCCACAGACUUUCAUACAUGAUGUGAGGACGUGAGCAUGGGGGUCAUGAGUUUUUGCAUGUGAGAGUCAGUGUACCCCACUCGCUGAUCCCCCGUGUCCCUCUCGACCUAGAGGGCCUGAAGUGGCAUCUAAUGAAUGACUUUGUUGAGCCUGAAAUUUUCAUGCAUGAGCACCAGCUUUAUGAGGGCUUACUGCCGCUGAAAGCCGCAACUCCUUUUGACUGAAAGGCUGCCAAAGGGGGCCAUCACAUGCAUUUUGUAAAAAGCUACUGGUGAUCAAGGUGGUUUCAUUUUUUUUGUUGAUGACUCUCUGGAGAUGUUUAAACUAUUGAAAUGAAAUGAAUGUGGUGCAGCAUUUCAUAAAUCUAAGAAACAGUUUGUUCUAGAGAAAAGGAAGAACAAAAAGUACUUUGUGCUCGUUUAUACUCCAGUUCUGCCCAACAGCUGUCCCUGGAGUUUGCCAUUUCAUUAAUUUCAUGCCUAAACCAUCUCAUUUGCAUGAUAAAAUUACUUGACAGGCAUAAAAUCAAGAACUGUCUCUGCUGUUGGAGCAUGAGGACCAGACACUGAAUCAGUGGUCACAGUCCUGAUGCCAAAAUUAGGCCAUGUUGACAGUUUGAAUAAGCAGUUAGUUUAGUGUGAUUUGGGUAUGAAGUACUUUGCUCCUGUUUGAUUUUUAUGUAUCUUAAAGAGAGAUGCAAUCAGUUGUUAUCUUUACCUUUCAUCUGCCAAAAGCUUUUUUUUUUUCUGAUGUUCGCGACUGGGAAUGUAGGUGCCGUUCUGUUCCAGGAAUAUAACAGAUGUGACACCACAGAGAGGCACUUCUCACCAUGACUAAGCUGCAAACUCAAGCAUGAACGGCUGACAGAAACCUCUGCAAGGUGAACCUCGGGGUGAGACUGGCGAGAAUCCCAGACUGCAUCUCACGCAGAGUGUUUGUGUAGGAGUGUCUACAUCCCAUUUCUGCAAAGAUUUACUUUAAGGAUGAGAUGGUUAGAGUCAGUCCAGAAAAGAACCCAGUACAUAGGCAAAGAGGGUUGAAAACUGUUAUUUACCAUGUUUGGAUGUUGACUUAAGUGAUGUAAUGACAAAACAUUCAACUCUCUGACACUUUGCAAACCUAGAACUUGACCUUGCUUGACCGCCAUUAGUGAUUUACUGGAAAACAUUUAACAAGCAAUGACACUCUUAAUUUUUAAUGGUGUGGAAAUAAGAGCUGAAUCAGACUGUUUUUGUUGGAGAAACAAGGUGCAUUGCAGACUUAUGAGGCUUUAAACUUGACCACACAAUUAAACCCCUGGAGUGUUGAGACACUGA